CCCCUUGCCCUCGCGCGCCAAACUUUCUUCUUCGUUAUCGACUGCGCGAAAGUCGAAUUCGAAUCAGGCCUCUCCUUCCAGUCGACCUCCGCUCUACCUCAGAUUGGUGCUUCCAGUCAGCAGACCACGAUGGUCGUCUUUCUUGCGGCGUCUUUGUGUGCGUCCCCACGGGCCUGGUCUCGCAAUCAACUCGUCGUCAAGCAUUCUUCGCUCAGGUUAAACUUUGAAGAGUUGCUGUUUGUCUUCAUUUCUUCAGCCUUGCCCAUGUAUUGAAGCUCAAAUUAAUUCUAUUCUCUGGACCUUCUUUGCUUCUUUGGUAAUUUGCUAAAGUAAGAUAUAUCCCAAGAAUUUUGCCCAUCUGCGAUUGAUUUCUUAUCGUUACCUGGACUCUUGCCCCUUUCGAACUCGCCCAUAAGGUGUUUGAUAAAUGUCUUGAGUGAAGAAAGCAAUAUUUCUGUUUAAUGGCAAACAGUAAAUAUGAGUAUGUGAAGUCAUUUGAAGUUGAGGAUGAGGUGGUGUUUCCUAAUCUCAUUGUUGUUUGGAUCAAUGGUCGUAACUUUGAAAGGCUUUCCAAAAUUCAUGAUUUUGAGAAACCAUGUGAUGAGAAAGCUCUGCAAUUGAUGAAUUCCUGUGCUGUUUCGGUGCUUCAAGAGUAUGCAGACAUUGUUCUAGCAUAUGGGUUCAGUGAUGAGUUCAGCUUUGUCUUCAAGAAGAGCUCCAAAUUCCAUGAAAGGCGAGCUAGUAAAGUUUUAUCCAUAAUCACAUCUUUCUUUGCAUCUGCGUACGUAAGAAAGUGGAGUGAGUUCUUCCCGCAACGGGAGUUAAAGUACCCUCCUUCCUUCCAUGGAAGGGUUAUAAGUUGUGCAUCCAUUGAAGUCCUUCAGGCAUACCUUUUGUGGAGGCAAAAUAUCUGUCAUGUUAAGAAUCAAUAUGAUCAAUGCUUUUGGCGUCUUGUCAAACGGGGAAUGACUGAAAAGCAGGCACAAAAUUUUUUGGAGGGUGCUGAGAAACAUGACAAAAAUGAUCUCCUGUAUGAUGAGUUCAAUCUCAACUAUGCUGCCCUUGAGCCUAUAUUUCGCCAAGGCUCGUUUGUUGCAAAAACUGUAGUGGAAGAUAUUGUGAAGUACAAGGCGAAUGGUGAUCCCAUCAAGAGACCAAGGAGAAAGAUCAUUACGGUGCAUUCAAAGAAGAUUGCUAGUAGAAGAUUUUGGAAUGAUAUGAGUACGCUAGUAAAGGAGCUUGGUGGGUUUGUGGAGGAGAUUGAUAAUGUAAAAUCAGAGUAUGUAAAGUCCUUUGAAUUUGACGCUAAGUUGAUGCCAUUCACAUGGAUUGUGGUCAGAAUUGAUGGGUGUCACUUCCACAAGUUUUCUGAAACACAUGAAUUCAUGAAGCCGAAUGAUGCAAGAGCUCUUAAUUUAAUGAACCUAUGUGCGAUGGCCGUGUUAGAAGAGUUUCAGCCGGAUGUAGUAUUUGCCUACGGGGUUAGUGAUGAGUAUAGCUUUAUUUUCAAACAAAGUAUUCUAUAUCAAAGGAGAGCUAGUAAAGUUGUUUCUGCUAUAGUUUCAUUCUUCACAUCUAUGUAUGUAAUGAAGUGGAAAGACUUUUUUAAGGAAAAAGAAUUGAAGUACCCUCCUUCUUUUGAUGGAAGAGCGGUGUGCUAUCCAUCAAGAGAGAUUCUUCGUGACUAUCUUUCGUGGAGGCAAGUGGACUGCCACAUCAACAAUCAGUAUAACUCUUGUUUUUGGAAGCUUGUUGCUUUGGGGAAAAGCAAGAAAGAAUCCCAGAAUAGUUUGAAGGGGGCUCAAUUGCAGAAAAGACUUGAGGAAUUGGAAAUUGACUAUAGUAGUUUGCCUAUAAUGUUCAGACAAGGAUCCUCAGUUUUCUGGAGCGAGAGAGGCAAGUUUCUCAAGCAUCAAGAGAAUGAAGAGUCUUGUGAGAGUCAUAGAAAAGUCAUUGUAGAACACUGUGAUAUCAUUGGACCAAGGUUUUGGCUAGAGCACCCAAGCAUCCUUGACGGGAAGUAAGCACAUGUGCGAACGUUCUUCCCAAAUGUAAUUGUCGAAUCUGUGGCCCGAAGGUAGAGCAGGGUGUGACUCGAAAUUCAAUUAUCAGAGUGACACUAGAUUUCAUUGCUAAGGGAUUUUGGUAUUAUUUAUGUCACUUGGGAAGCAAGAAAUGAUAUGGUACAUGGAAAAGGCCUAAUGGGCCACAGGGAAGCUCUAUCAGUCAUCUCACACUAUCUUUCUUAUAUUCCCCCCCCCCCCCAAAAAAUUUUAGGCAAGCAACCUCCUAGCAAGCGGCGAAUUCAAUCCACUCCUACAUAUUGUAUCUGGUUUUCAAAGGUUGAACGUCAAAAGUUUCUGAUUUACCAAGGGGUUAGAUCACCCGUAGGCAGAGGAAUUUUUGCACUAAUGGGGAAAAAAAUUCUUCGAGCUAAAGUUGUUGCCUUGCACCUCUCUCGAGGAGCUGGCAGUUUGUACGAAAGUGGUAGCAACCUUGCAUGUUUUCCGUAA
Neltuma alba is the source of this 2513-nucleotide messenger RNA. Its product is annotated as tRNA(His) guanylyltransferase 1-like. Gene Ontology annotation, biological process: tRNA modification. Gene Ontology annotation, molecular function: magnesium ion binding; tRNA guanylyltransferase activity. NCBI's taxonomy places the organism in Eukaryota, Viridiplantae, Streptophyta, Magnoliopsida, Fabales, Fabaceae. The record is from RefSeq and is a predicted model, not a curated record.